Molecule: messenger RNA, 1521 nt
Organism: Fusarium sp. VM40
Lineage: Eukaryota; Fungi; Ascomycota; Sordariomycetes; Hypocreales; Nectriaceae
Source: the annotation of a GenBank genome assembly
AUGUCUGAGAAACACGAUAUCCCCGACAAUGCGUCUCUGACGCCAUCACAAGCAGCGGGCAAGUCAUUCGCCACCCAUCACCCCCGCGGAGACGAACAGCUGGAGAAACGAUACAGUCCUUUAUCUGUCCUUGCGUUUGCAUUCACAACCACCAAUUCCUGGAUGGCCUUUGCCUCAGGUAUUGCAGUGCCGCUCGCCUGCGGUGGAGGACCAUCGAUUAUAUACGGCCUUAUCGCUGGAGGGAUUGUCAUGGCCACCAUCAACGUUGGCUUUGCAGAACUAGCAUCUGCAUUCCCGUCUGCCGGUGGCCAGUACCAUAUUGUCUUCAUGUCGUUCCCAGCUUCAACGCGUCGCGUCGCCGCGUUCUACACCGGUUGGAUCUCAAUUAUCUACCUCAUGGCUGCGACAGCAUCAUGCAAUUUCUUCGCCGCCAGUUCCAUUCUGGACCUUGCUCAGCUGUGGAACUCGUCGUAUACUAUUGAGGCGUGGCAUACAUACCUUAUGCACAUUCUGUUGUGCAUCAUUGCAUUUGCUGCCACGUCGCGAUUCCCUGCUGCAAUUGGUCGUUUGACUACGACUAUCUUCUGGCUGUCGUUGGUUGGCUUCAUUGCUUCCAUGGUUACCCUUCUUGCGGUCAGUGAUCGCAAGCAAUCUGCUGCUACAGUAUUCAAGGAGUACAAGAACGUCAGUGGAUGGGGAGAUGGUUGGGCGAUGAUUACUUCGAUCACCUCAUGCCUAUGGGCAUAUUCCGGUGUGGACGGACCGACGCAUUUGUCGGAAGAAGUACCCAACCCCAGUCGAAAUGUCCCUCGGGCCAUCUUCUUGACGAUUGGUCUCGGUAUCACGACAGUCAUUGCUUGGACAGUCGCCCUCAUGUUCUCUAUCAAGGACGUCGACGCCGUUAUUGCGUCCACAGUACCCAUCCUCGAGGUUUACAGCCAGGCACUAAACAACAGAGUUGCGACGACAAUUUGGUCGGUCUACUACAUCAUCAUGUUCUACGACAUUGUCCUGAACCUCUUCAUAUUUUCUGGUCGAACUAUAUGGUCCUUCUCACGUGAUGGAGGAGUCCCUUUCUCUAGCUUCUUGAGUCACCUGAACUGGGCCAGCCCCGUCCGAGCCACCGCUGUAAUGCUGGGUCUACAAGUCAUUAUUGGUGUCUUGUACGUUGCCUCAAGCACCGCAUAUAACAGUUUCAUUGGCCUCACUCUUUUUGCUCUCAACAUCACAGUCACCUUGCCUCAAGCUGCGUUGCUCGUUCGCGGUCGCGGUUGCCUUCCUGAGCGAGCCUUUUCUCUUGGGAAGGCGGGUUACGUUGUCAAUGCAGCGGCAACGCUAUUUGUGAUGCUUUUCUCUAUCAGUUUCUGCUUUCCUUCGUUUAUGCCGGUUGAGGCAUCUUCCAUGAACUAUUUAAUCGUUGUCAUGGCGGUUGGACUAUUGUUUACGACGGGGCUCUGGUUCGGUGGAAUGCGCAAGACGUUCACUGGGCCACAGAUUAGUUUGGAGGGCGAGUAUCACUGA